AUGGAAAACAACAGUAAUCGCAGGUCUACCAGAGCGAUGGAGCAGGCCAGGAUCCAAGCCAUCAUUGCCGAGAACAGAGCAGCAAUUGCAAACGUAACUGCAUCCGCGGCUGGCUCAACACCGUCAACUACAUCUGCAACUCCUUCAUCAGCUACACUUGCACCUACGUCAGCACCCUCUGCUAGCAGGGCAUCUGCGGUUACAAUCGCACCUCCCUCAACCAAGAAGUCCAAGCCCCCUAUCAAGCCAUCCACCUCCAAAACCCUCACUAAACCACCCACAUUAAAAUCAGCUGGUAAGCGACCUCGCGUCUACAGCCCAGACAUAGAUGACCAAACCGAAGACAACAUCCCUGUCCAUCGACCUCCCACCACCACAACAAGCUCCUCGGGUCCCAUCGACGACGACACUCGGGCACCUGCAAGAAACCACCGCAAACCCUCUACCAUCAAGAUCAGCAUCCCCAAGAAAGCCACGAUCCCUAACAAGCAAGCUGUGGAGGAUAUGGCCCGUCUCGAUCUGCGAGAUGAACCCGAGGACGCUACCCCUGCACCUCCUUAUCGGCCCGGUGUCACCUCUUCUCAGUCUGGUGCUACUGCUGCUCAGGGUACGGAAGGACAGCAGGUACAUCCCACUUACCCGGAUCUACCCCCUGAAGUCCCCAGAGACGAGGAAGGUAUCCCGACCGCAUACUACUCAAAGGUAAAUGGAAAGACUCAAGUCUGGAGAACGAAGAAGUAG
Molecule: messenger RNA, 741 nt
Organism: Aureobasidium namibiae CBS 147.97
Lineage: Eukaryota; Fungi; Ascomycota; Dothideomycetes; Dothideales; Saccotheciaceae
Exons: 2
Coding region: 1-741 (246 amino acids)
Source: RefSeq, a predicted model, not a curated record